Babesia bovis T2Bo is the source of this 1161-nucleotide messenger RNA. Its product is annotated as G-patch (glycine rich nucleic binding) domain containing protein. The transcript has 4 exons. Gene Ontology annotation, cellular component: U2-type post-mRNA release spliceosomal complex. Gene Ontology annotation, biological process: spliceosomal complex disassembly. The coding region runs from base 21 to 545 and encodes 174 amino acids. NCBI's taxonomy places the organism in Eukaryota, Apicomplexa, Aconoidasida, Piroplasmida, Babesiidae. The record is from RefSeq and is a predicted model, not a curated record. Gene Ontology annotation, molecular function: nucleic acid binding.
ACACACUAUAUACUCAUUAUAUGAUAUCGCAAUAUAGUGAAGACCGACUGUGCGCCUACCAUAUCUUAAUGAAGUCUAAAUCUAAACAAUUUAGGGAGAAGGUGCAGAAUGCUGGAGUAAAUGCUAAGUUUGAAUCCAAGAUAGGCGCUGCCAUAUUGGCUAAAUAUGGAUGGAAAGAGGGAGAUGGCCUUGGUAAACAAGGCGAAGGUAUCGUCAAGCCUGUUUCACUAAGUGCGGUAAAGAACAACAAAGGGUUGGGAAGCAAAGAUGCUGAUCCUUGGCAUAAUUGGUGGGAUGACAUGUACAACGACUUGGCCAAGAAAUCAGUAAAGGUUAAAUCUGUGAAACCUAAGUUGUCUAAGGUCAAAAAAAAGGAUAAGGAAAAAUCGAAAACUAAGAAGUCGCUGAUAGAAAUUUGCAAAGACAGAGUCGCAGCAAAUGGCGAUGAUACUACUGUAAGAUCAUCUUUAAGGAAUGAACAUAGUGAAUCUGAGCUGUCUUCUGAUUAUCCAACUGAUGAAGAACAUUCAACCGAAAAGAAGUGAUUCAGCUCACCAUCUUAGCACGGAUCUUAUUUUAAUACUAUACUCAAUGAUUAACUGAUUGCAUCUGUUAAGAGCCAUCGAUUCCAGCUUUUGAUUGAUCUGGCACAAGGACUGCUUUAAUGUCAUCGGGCAGUUUCUCUAGAGCUUUAGUUAAUAUAUCGUUGUAAUGUUCUUCAACAAAUUUGUACAUCUUGUGAGGCCAUGUUAAUCGCCAAUUAACGACGCGUUUGACUACACGGCACCAGUCGUAACCCGUGCUUGGCUCAGCUUUAGUGCAUCCGUUAAUAACAUCCUUUAUGGCAUCGUUGUCACCACUGUCCAACUCAAAUGCAAGGAAUGUGCCCCAAAUGACACCAUUGGAUUCCUCUAUGGCCAAGGCACGCUUGAACCAUUUACGGGUUUUUAAUACCUUGCCAUCACGCCAAAACAACUUCGCAGCUGCCAUCACAACCAAUGGUGAAUUCGAACAUUGAUUGAGUGCGUCGACUGCCUUAGAGUUUUGAGCGUUGCGCUCCUCUAAAAAGAUGGCUCUCGCCCAUAAAUUACCGGAAUCGGGGAACUCCUGUAAAGACGAGGACAUCAUAAAAUAGGCGUUACCAGCGUUGCCAGAUUCAAG